Molecule: messenger RNA, 1734 nt
Organism: Mycena indigotica
Lineage: Eukaryota; Fungi; Basidiomycota; Agaricomycetes; Agaricales; Mycenaceae
Product: RNA helicase
Exons: 14
Coding region: 1-1734 (577 amino acids)
Biological process (GO): xenobiotic detoxification by transmembrane export across the plasma membrane
Cellular component (GO): membrane
Molecular function (GO): antiporter activity; xenobiotic transmembrane transporter activity
Source: RefSeq, a predicted model, not a curated record
AUGGCGUCCUACGGCCAUACGACGGUGGUUGGCUCUCUCCCAUCCGACUAUGCAACCGUAUCUCGUUUUGCUGCUGCUCACCCAGGCAACAUGGAGUCUGAGGUAGAAUCGGAGCCUAGUCACACGAGCAUUGCCAGACGCCCAUCCCGCCCUACUAUGGCUCUGCCAACUAUCUCCCAACAUUCGGAAACACUGCGAAACCCUACUGAAAACACCCCAUUGCUCCGCGCCGAACCCCAAGUUCCGCGAAUUCAUGAACCCGUUGGCGACGCCAAUGAUGCAGAAGUAUCAACCACAUCGCUAUACUGGUCAGAGCUUCGUAUUUUGACCAAAUACUCACUCCCUGUCUUCGGCACUCACUUGCUGGAGUAUAGUCUUGUCAUGGCUCCUGUCCUGUCCAUCGGUCACCUGUCCACAACCGCUCUUGCGGGCAUUACAUUGGGCUCGAUGACCGCAAGUGUUUCGGGGUUUUCCAUCCUCCAAGGCAUGGUCAGCGCUUUAGAUACGAUGCUUCCUUCAGCCUGGACCUCCUCUCAGCCACAACUAGUCGGGCUUUGGUCUCAGCGGAUGGCGGUUGUGAUGGGAGCGUCCCUCAUCCCUAUGUACUUCAUCUGGUGGAAUGCGGAAGCCAUUCUAUUAGCCCUCAAACAGGACCCUGAAGUAGCCUACCUUGCAGCCCUCUAUCUACGCUGGGUCUCACUCGGAUUGCCUGGUGCUUCAUUUGAACUUCUCUCCAAGCUAAAACUUACUUGUUCCGAAGCGUACGCGUUGAACUUAAUCAGUCGGCGAUAUUUUCAAUCACAAGGUCUAUUUGCGGUACCGACCAGAAUAAUCUGCAUUGUUGCACCGAUAAAUGCUCUAUUGAAUUACCUGCUGGUUUGGGGACCACUGCCCAUCAGACUUGGUUUCAUUGGAGCACCAAUUGCCACUGUUUGUUCGCUCAACUUGGUCUGCGUCAUGAAUAUCACCUAUGGAAUCUUUAUUGCACCGCAUACUGCCUGGAUGCCUAUCUCGCGACGGAGCUUCACUAGUCUCGGUAUACUUGUCAACCUUGGCCUUGCUGGUGUUGCCAUGACCGCGUCAGAAUGGUGGUCCUGGGAGCUGGUUGCGCUUGCGGCGUCCAUGCUUGGUCCCAUCUCACUGGCAGCACAAUCAAUUCUAUUGUCUUCUGCUUCGACGACAUAUCAGGCACCUUUCGCACUCAGUGUCGCAUCUUCCGUGCGAAUUGGAAAUCUUCUCGGCGAGCUCAACUCGUCUCGCGCAAAGAUCGCUGCUCACGUCUCACUACUAAUGGCACUGGGUAUCGCUUUGAUUUUCAGCACGAUGUUCAUGGUCUUCCGUAACUCGUGGGCAUACCUAUUCAACGACGAUCCAGAGGUUGUUGCUCUUGUGGCUUCCAUCCUCCCUCUUGUCGCCUUGUUCCAAGUCUUCGAUGGUACAUCUGGAGUUGCUGGAGGUAUUCUACGAGCCAAGGGCAAACAGAUGACCGGCGCACUCCUAAAUCUCAGCGCAUAUUAUAUUCUGGGAAUACCUUUGGGUGCAGCACUUGCAUUCAACGCUGGCAUGGGGCUGCACGGCCUCUGGAUUGGAUUGACGUUCUCUUUGGUGUAUUGCGCGGUGUUCGGUUCACUGUUGUGUCUGCGGACGGACUGGGACAGAGAAGUUCGCAAAGUGGUGGCACGAAUCGAAAACGAAACUCGACAUAAACCGAGGGAUAACGCGGGGAAUGUGUGA